AUGAAAAUCCCCACCAAGCAAAACACAAAAACAGUUGGGGGAUGGGAGUUGCUGUCACUUACCAUUAGCUUCCUCCAUACGGCUCAGUCGUAUGAUUCCCGAAUCGAAUCGAGUCAAAAGCAGAUCAGACAGAUUCGGAUGAGUGGGAGAAAAAUGAAAGACAAAAACAGUAGAGAAGAGGAUCCACAGAAUGGGAAGCUGAAGAUCCAGAGAUGUCCGGUCCUCCUAUCGAACUCGAACUCGAACUCGAACUCGAACUCAUGUGGAUGGGGGGGGCGACGCCGUUCUCUGCUCUUCCAAAACUCACCACCAGUCUUAAAGCCUGGAAUCCCACGCCACUUUCCGGUGGCAUCGAUUUGUCUGAACAGAACAUCAAUCGUCUUCGCCGUAGCCGGCAAUGGAAUAAUUUCAAGGGUGCAGAAGCAGAAACUGGAACGUUCAUCAUCAUCAACAUUCAAAAUGGCGUCUUCUUCUCCGCUGAUUGAUUUGGGGAGGAGGCAGCUUAGGAUUCGACCCAGUCCUGAAUUGGGUCUUCUCUCCCUCUUGUUCGUCCUCUCCACGUCUCUUGCAAGAUUUGCAGCUUCCAUGCAUAAAUUGUCCAAAGUUGUCUCCGAGGAGGUGCCCGGAACCUUGUUCUCCCUCAAACUGUCCGGCCUAGAGAUAAACGAUUUGACCCUAAAGCUUAGCAAUCUCAGUCAAAACAUAUCAGGAAGUCCAUAUGUAAGGGAAGACAAGAAACAAUAAUCACAGUUCUACCGGAUUUGGAAGAAGGAAUUACCACUAUUGCAACGGUUACAAUAGUCACAGGGCAGAGUUUACCUGGUUUGGAAAGAUACAUGAGGGCAUUCUAUGGUUCCCGACUUCAUAAUACUUGCUACAUCUUCUGAGUUCUGAGUAUGUAAUUUUGGGUAUCCACACUCUUUGCAUAACAGGUUCAUUUCUGCCAUUUCUACUCAUUCUAGACUAUGCUUGUUAUAUUUUGCUCAAUCACUUCUUUUUAUGCCUCUGUAGAUUUUGUAUAUUGACUCAUUUGAAUGAUAAAAGCCAACUUGAG
This is a messenger RNA of Ilex paraguariensis (yerba mate), 1054 nucleotides long. The record is from the annotation of a GenBank genome assembly. NCBI's taxonomy places the organism in Eukaryota, Viridiplantae, Streptophyta, Magnoliopsida, Aquifoliales, Aquifoliaceae.